Messenger RNA from Chara braunii, 1063 nucleotides. The record is from the annotation of a GenBank genome assembly. Lineage: Eukaryota; Viridiplantae; Streptophyta; Charophyceae; Charales; Characeae.
CGACGUCUAACACAGGAGGAUACGUAAGAGGUACAUGAUGGUACCAUACGAACGAGAGGCUUAAUAAUAUUGCGGUUUCCAAGAUGAAAGUGCGGCAUGAUGUAGAAGAAGAACGUGAACGUGUGAGCAAAGAGGAAGAGGAGCGUAACAAAAAAAAACAGGAGGAAGAAGAACGAAGAGCACGAGACAAGAAAGAACGGGAGGAUUUUCAGAAGCAGCUGAGGGAAUCGAUGAAUACAAAGUUUGAUGUGUUAUGUGAGGCACUGUUCUGGAAGAAGAAGGAAGGAAGCGAUGAGAUCGAGAAAUUAAAAAGUCCGAUCGACAAGUUGGAGAAACUUCAGUUGGGUUUUAUGUCAGUGAUGAAUGGGUGCGCAUCAGUAGACGUGGCAGCUAGGCGGUUGCGUGAGCAAGACGAAGAGAAGAGAAAGACCCGUGAUGAGUCCGAGAGGAGGAUAGCUAUCCUAGAGGAAGAAGUGGUCUUGCUAAGGAGGCUCAAUGGGCAAAAGACUAAUGAGGCCGCAACAUGGAAGCAGGAAGCGCUGAGGCCCAGCAACAAGCGAGGAGCGGUGGUUGUGGAGGAAACACCCAACCAACAUGCGCGAGUCCGGCCACGCUGUACAACACUGAAGACGCCUGGGUCACAUGCGGUCUCAAUGGCUAAGGUGCACGCGAAAGAGGUCGCUGCCUUGACAGAACUGCGCAGCAGGGAUUUGAAUGGGCGAAGGAAGGCGGAACAAGAGGUUCAGAGAUUGAAGGAGGGGCAGAAACGGUUGAGAAUGGAGAAGGAGCAGGACCAGCCACGGACAAGUGGUACUAACUUAACAAGAAACUUGAAGAGGUGGCAAACACGACAGCUAGGAAGAUAGACAAAGGUAAAGGAAAGAUGGACGAGCAAGGGUUAAUGAUAGAGAAAAGUUUAUGUCGGAGAAUAGACGGUUUUUGAAACCACUGAAGAAGGAUGAUAUCAUGUUGAUCUGCAAGGAUGAAGGGGUGAUCUAUUCAACACUGGAUAAGACCAAGGAAAAGAUUGUUAUACUAUGAACAACAAAAAUCUUUCCUAGUC